Molecule: messenger RNA, 1799 nt
Organism: Sodiomyces alkalinus F11
Lineage: Eukaryota; Fungi; Ascomycota; Sordariomycetes; Glomerellales; Plectosphaerellaceae
Product: tubulin/FtsZ family protein
Exons: 6
Coding region: 119-1507 (462 amino acids)
Biological process (GO): mitotic cell cycle; microtubule nucleation; mitotic spindle organization
Cellular component (GO): nucleus; cytoplasm; spindle
Molecular function (GO): structural constituent of cytoskeleton; GTP binding
Source: RefSeq, a predicted model, not a curated record
GAGACGACGCUCGGUGGACCAAGUAUCCGGGCGUGACAUUUGUGUCCUCGUAGUCCCAACUCGGACAGCCUGCAAUCAUUUUCUUAGAGCCGCAUUAUCGUGCCACCGAGCUCUCGCGAUGCCGAGAGAAAUCAUCACGAUCCAGGCCGGCCAGUGCGGCAACAGCAUUGGGAGCCAGUUCUGGCAACAGCUGUGCCAGGAGCAUGGGAUCAACCAGGAUGGAAAUCUCGAGGAUUUCGCGACAGAGGGCGGUGAUCGCAAAGACGUCUUCUACUACCAGAGCGACGAUACCCGAUACAUACCAAGAGCCAUCUUGAUCGACCUCGAACCGCGCGUCAUUAACGGCAUUCAGACCGGUCCGUACAGGAAUAUAUACAACCCCGAGAACUUCUACGUCGGCAAGGACGGCGCCGGCGCCGCCAACAACUGGGGCGAUGGCUAUCAAACAGGCGAACAGGUCUGCGAGGACAUCAUGGAGAUGAUCGAUCGGGAAGCGGAUGGUAGUGACUCGCUUGAGGGCUUCAUGAUGUUGCAUUCCAUUGCCGGCGGCACAGGCUCGGGCUUGGGGUCAUUCCUCCUCGAACGGCUCAACGACCGAUUCCCGAAAAAGAUCAUUCAAACCUACUCCGUCUUCCCCGACACGACCAACGCCGGGGACGUGGUUGUACACCCCUACAACAGCGUGUUAGCUAUGCGACGGCUGACACAAAAUGCCGACUCUGUGGUUGUGCUUGACAACGGUGCCCUCUCGAGGAUUGCUGCCGACAGGCUCCAUGUUCAGGAACCAUCGUUCGCCCAGACCAACCAGCUCGUCUCUACCGUCAUGUCCGCGAGCACUACAACCCUACGAUACCCGGGUUACAUGCACAACGACCUCGUCAGCAUCCUAGCAUCGCUUAUCCCUACCCCGCGCUGCCACUUCCUCAUGACAUCUUAUACCCCUUUCACGGGCGACCAGGUCGAGCAAGCGAAGACUGUACGGAAGACAACGGUGCUAGAUGUGAUGCGGAGGCUGCUCCAACCCAAGAACCGAAUGGUGUCGACACAACCCGGAAAAAAGAGCUGCUAUAUUUCCAUCCUAAAUGUCAUUCAGGGCGAAGUCGACCCGACCGACGUCCACAAGUCACUUCUCCGAAUUCGGGAAAGGAGGCUGGCGACAUUUAUUCCUUGGGGGCCCGCCAGCAUCCAGGUGGCUCUCACCAAACGCAGCCCAUAUAUCCCCAUGGCACACCGCGUCAGUGGGCUGAUGCUUGCAAAUCAUACGAGCAUUGCAACACUCUUCAAAAGGAUCGUCAAACAGUUCGACGGCAUGCGCAAGCGGAAUGCCUUCAUGGAGGGUUAUAAAAAGACGGCACCCUUUGCAGAGAAUCUGGACGAGUUCGAUGAGUCGAGGGAAGUGGUACAAGACCUGCUCGAGGAGUACGAGGCGGCAGAGGAUUCCGACUACCUCAACCCCGAUAACGGAGAUAAACCGACAUCAGCAGAAACGGACAAGAGAAUGGGAUGAGCAAGAGACCAGUAGGUAGCGUAGGUUUGUUUAACUGGGAACGGGCGUGUCCGACAGGAACAAUUCUGUAUCUGACAAUCUUCGGGUAUCAUCUCAUGCGGGACAUGAAAGGGCGGCGUUAACGGGCAGAUCCUGUACUGUUUGGGUGGGUAAUGAGACGAAGACGACAGCCAAGGGCCAAUUCAGCACAUGGUGCAUUCUCAGAACACAACAGAUUGCGGGGACUUGUGAAACCAUCUUUUCGAAGCUGAAGGAUCAGUAGGGCCUUCUCGACCCUCUCCGGUCCUUUACU